Molecule: messenger RNA, 1819 nt
Organism: Pygocentrus nattereri (red-bellied piranha)
Lineage: Eukaryota; Metazoa; Chordata; Actinopteri; Characiformes; Serrasalmidae
Product: bone morphogenetic protein 2
Exons: 2
Coding region: 19-1035 (338 amino acids)
Biological process (GO): SMAD protein signal transduction
Cellular component (GO): extracellular region
Molecular function (GO): cytokine activity; growth factor activity
Source: RefSeq, a predicted model, not a curated record
UCUAAAAAAGACCCUGUCAUGCAGAGCUCAGCUUUCUUUAUCAUCUGGAUGGUAUUCCUCAGCUCAGGUCUGGGAGAACCCACAGAUCUUCUAGAUUACAGAGGAACAGAUCAAGAUUUACAGCUCGAGGCUCUUAAAGCCACUCUGCUGGAGAACCUAGGGAUGGAUGGUCCACCAGAGACCAAAGAAAAGACCUCUUACCAUGAUCUGCUCAGACUGUACCUUCAGUACAGGAACCUGAGGAGGAACAGGCAGCCGCUCCAGAGCAGCUCCAGGUUCUUCUUGUCUGCUACAGUUCAGCCACUGAACGGUCAGCAGGGUCAGAGUGGGUCGGAACCGGUUCAGUGGUUCAGGGCUAUGUUCCACAGAGACGCUCGCGUUACAGAGGAGUUCACUGUGGGAAGCGCACGAUUGAAACUUCAGACACGACCUCAAGACGACAGCUUCAGCCAUCCAGCACUUACUCCAAACAUUCUGAUCAGAAUUCACAGGAGCUUCACUUCCCUCACGGAAACCUUCUAUAUGGAGCAUUUCAACGCAGAAGGACACAGUGCGACUGUGGAAGUGACCGCUGCAGUGGAGAGAUGGUUCACUCAGACCAAUGAUACGGUGUUAGUUAUUGAUGUAGGUCUUCUUGGAGGAGCACAAGAGGCCACACCUGAGCUCAGUUUGCAGUUGGAGCAGCUGGUCAGCAGUGUGAGAGAAGCUCGCUCAGCCAACGAGGACGACGGUCACUGCAGUCGGAAAUCUCUCAGCGUGUCCUUUGAGGAGAUCGGCUGGUCAGACUGGAUCAUCGCUCCUUCUGGAUACACCAUGUUCUUCUGCGAUGGUUCCUGCCCACAAAACUACAAACCGGCCAGCAUGCACACGCAGGUGAAGUCUCGGUUGCAUCGCUUGACCAAAGGAGCGACUCCUCGGCCGUGCUGUGUGCCAGCUGCCUACGAGCCCAUGAUUUUGAUGCACUACGACAGUCGAGGAAAGCUGAAGCUGACAUCCUUCAACGAUCUGAUAGUUAGCAAAUGCUACUGUGCUUAAAUUAUUAUGAAGAAAACAGCUGCACUGAAAUUCCAAAUCAAUGUGAUGUCUUACAUGAACACAGAAAGGGGGUAGCGCUGUUGCCUCUCAGCAAGAAGGGCGUGGGUUCAAUUCCCCGGCCGGACGACCAGGGUCCUCUCUGUGUGGAGUAUGGAGCACAUUCUCCCCGUGUCUGCGUCAGUUUCGUCUGGACGCUAUGAUCUCCUCCCACAGUCUAAAGACAUGCAGUCAGGCCAACUGGACACGCUAAACUGCCCUUAGGUGUGUGUGUGUGUGUGUGAAUGCGUAUGUCUGUCCUGGUGACUGGCAGCCUGUCUAGGGUGUUGUCUGCCGUCCGCCCAGUGAACACUGGGAUAUUCUCCAGCAGCCCCCAUGACCCAGAGGGAUAAGCAUCUUAGAAGAUGAGUGAAGUAAUAUUUUACUUAAGUCUAAAUGAUGGGUGCGUAAAUUCAAUGUGGCACUUUUGGGCUGAAUGAGAAGUGUUAUAUAAGGAAUAUUACAUCGCUAAGCAACGAUGCAAACAAUGUUGAACUGAUUUGCUUACAUUACUGACAUUCCUCUAAAUGAUUAAGAAGGUAAAAAUAGCCUGGAGCAGAAACAGAACUGAGGACUCAGUAUUGGAAGCAGAAUAAAACCUUAUAUUCAUAGUAUUUAUUGUAACUUAUUUGUGACAUUUUGUAUUUUUGUUUAUUUGUUUUCAUUUUUCUGAAUAUAUGAUGGGUCUGAAUAGAAUGUUUAAGUUUAUAAAUCUGUAUCUCCAAGCAUUUCAAUAAAAGUAAUUUAU